Monoraphidium neglectum is the source of this 285-nucleotide messenger RNA. RefSeq lists its product as hypothetical. The transcript is spliced from 2 exons. The record is from RefSeq and is a predicted model, not a curated record. Lineage: Eukaryota; Viridiplantae; Chlorophyta; Chlorophyceae; Sphaeropleales; Selenastraceae. The coding region runs from base 1 to 285 and encodes 94 amino acids.
AUGGCGAAGGCUGCCAAGGCUGCCACCAAGGCCCCCAAGCCGAAGACGGCCAAGAAGCCCGUGGCUAAGAAGGUCACGCCCAAGAAGGCUGCGGCUGCCCCCAAGGUGAAGAAGACGCCCACCAAGAAGGUGGCCACCCCGAAGGCCAAGGCCGCAGCGGCGCCUAAGGCCAAGACCCCCAAGAAGACCCCGACCAAGAAGACCCCUGCCAAGAAGGCCGCGCCGGCCAAGAAGAAGACCCCCGCCAAGAAGGCAACCCCCAAGUCGGCCGAGAAGAAGGCCUAA